AUGGGUCUCGCCUACGACGCAAAUCAAUUAUUCAAAGUACCCAGUAAUAAAACCCAAAUAAUCAAAGCCGUAAAGUCCUUGGAAUCCCCUGAAGAAGAAGAAGAAGAAAUCCAAAAAGACAGACCAAAAUCUAAAAAACCGGAUAAAAAAAUUAAAAAAAAUGUAGCGAUGGAACUGGAAGCGGAGGCGCGUGCCCCGAGGGAGCGCAAAUUCCGCGUUCCGCAGAACCAGGUAAUUUUCGUGACCUACAUGAUGGACAAGUACGGCGAGGACUACGAGGCGAUGGCCAGAGACAAGAAAAACUACUACCAGUUGACCUGGAGGCAGAUCAGGAAGCAGAUCAAUGUCUUCAAAGGAGUUCCCGAGCAAUACGCGGAGUACCUGGUGAAGAAAGGAGAGAUUGUGCUGGACGACCCGGAGCCUCUGGAGGUCACCAAGAAGAAGAUCAGCGAGGAGAACGUCAGGAAGUUCAACUUGCCUCAGCCCGGAAGCAAGAGGCAGAUGAAGAAGAACAAGAAGACGACCAAGGGAUGGAUUGAGGAAGAAGUCAGGAGGGAGGAAGAAAAGAAUUAUGAUGAUUUUGAUGAUGAUGCUGAUGAUAUUGAUGAUGCUGAUGGGUUGGAAGAUAUUCAUGUUGCUGGUCAAGACAAGGGAGGCAAGAAGAUCCAAUUGUUCUCUGAUGAUGAUAAUGAUGAUGAUGAUGAGGAAGAUGAAGAUGAUAAGCCAGAAAAGAAGAAAAAGAAAAUGGAUGACAGUGAUAGUGACUCACCAGGCGAGUUAGAGGACGACCAGAAUGGAGAAUUUGUUAGCCUGAGUGAUAUGAGCGACCAAGAACUGUCUGAAGAUGACGAUGCUGAAUUUUCGAAUCCUGCUCCUGGGGAUCCCCGUAAAAUGCCGGAGCUCUCUUGCUUAGCUUACUUUAUAUUACUCCCUUCAGUUCCUUUAUGUCCUCCCCGACCUCCUCUCGCGAUCCGAGGAUUAUAA
Molecule: messenger RNA, 984 nt
Organism: Cotesia congregata
Lineage: Eukaryota; Metazoa; Arthropoda; Insecta; Hymenoptera; Braconidae
Source: the annotation of a GenBank genome assembly